Messenger RNA from Daphnia carinata, 1253 nucleotides. RefSeq names its product mannan endo-1,4-beta-mannosidase-like. NCBI's taxonomy places the organism in Eukaryota, Metazoa, Arthropoda, Branchiopoda, Diplostraca, Daphniidae. The coding region runs from base 16 to 1155 and encodes 379 amino acids. Gene Ontology annotation, molecular function: hydrolase activity, hydrolyzing O-glycosyl compounds. The record is from RefSeq and is a predicted model, not a curated record. The transcript is spliced from 7 exons.
AAAAAAAAUUAAAAAAUGCUGCUCGUCUUAUUCCUGAGUAUUUGCGUGACGUUGGGCUCCGGUCGGUUAACGACAAGCGGCCGUGAUUUCCUCUACAAUGGUCAGAAAGUAUUCUUGUCUGGAGCCAACAUCGCUUGGAAUUCGUACGGCUACGACUUUGGAAACGGUGCCUAUCAAUCCAAUUCAAAGGCGACGUUAGAGACUUGGCUCACCAUGAUCGCCAAUAGUGGAGGAAAUUCAAUUCGACAAUGGGUGCACGUAGAAGGACAAAACACUCCAACUUACGACAGCAAUGGGUACGUGAUCAGUCCCGACAGUACGGGCACUAUCAUCGACGAUAUGCGAUCCUUCUUGGAUUUUGCACAAACUCAAAAUAUCCUCGUCAUCUUCGUUUUGUGGAAUGGCGCAGUUCUGGAAAAUCAGAAUACAAUCAACUUGUUUUACGACGAUGCCAAACUACAGAGUUACAUCGAUAACGCUCUCAAGCCAAUGGUUGCAGCUUUGGGUGAUCAUCCUGCACUCGCUGCUUGGGAAAUCAUGAACGAGCCGGAAGGUGCCAUUUUGCUUAAUCAAGUCAAUGACAAUCCAUGUUUCGAUACGACUCCGCUUGCGAAUACGGACGCUAGUUGGACAGGCCUUACCAUCCCUAUGGAAAAUAACUUGAAGUUUGUCAACUGGCAAACGCACGCCAUUAAGGAAACUAAUCCUGCAUCGCUCGUUACCCUCGGAUCUUGGUCGGAACACGCCCAGUCUGACGCUUACGAACAAUCGAGAAAUUAUUACACAGACAAAUGUCUCCUAGCUGCAGGUGGUAGAAGUUUGGGUACAUUAGAUUUCUACCAAUUUCACACUUACACGUACACCGGACAAUGGGACCCCAGCGAACCAUUCAAAGUUACAGCCGCAUCUUACGGACUGGACAAACCUUUGGUGAUUGGUGAAUUUGCCACAGUUUGUGGCGGUCCCGAAACCAGCCCAACUCUUUUCCAGUACAGCUAUGAUAAUGGCUAUCAGGGCGUUUGGUCUUGGUCUUAUAACGGUGGCACGACAGGUUCCACCUGUUGCGAUAAUCAAACAACGCAAGACAGUGGAAUGCUCCAGCUGAAAGGGCAGAACGGCGCCGGCGGUACCGUCAAUUUCCCGAUUGUAGUAUGAACGUUGCAUAAACAUAUUAGUUUUGCUUUAUCAGCUGUUUGUACUAAACAAGAUGAAAGGAAAGCCUAUCAAAUGAUAAUAGAACAUAAUAGAACAAA